Molecule: messenger RNA, 1131 nt
Organism: Fulvia fulva
Lineage: Eukaryota; Fungi; Ascomycota; Dothideomycetes; Mycosphaerellales; Mycosphaerellaceae
Exons: 1
Coding region: 1-1131 (376 amino acids)
Source: RefSeq, a predicted model, not a curated record
AUGCAAUCGCCAUACCCGGACCUCCGUACCAUCGAGGGUGCACAAAGCCACAUCCCUCGCUACUUGUUCCGUUACUGGCGCUCCAAAGGCUCAAUUCCUGGACAUACUUCCGAGUGCAACACUCCUGACUCAAUCACACCGAAACUGUUGUUACCUAACAGCUCUACCUUCUCAUCAGACUUCUUCUCGUACACCAAGACGCAGCUCGGGGCCUGGGCAAUGUCGCACAUGUCGCAAGAUGGUAACAGGUCCAUCAUUAGCGAAGGCUCCGAUGAUGGCGGCGGGUCCGAUGGUGGUGAUGGGCCUGACGAUGAUCCAAUGACACCGUACUCUACCUGGUCUCAAUCUCUGGCAUAUGUCAUCGCCUGGGCACUCGACGCUCGCAAGAGGUUUCCGGCUGAUGAGACUGACGCGCAUGUCUGUAUUCUUGAUACCACAAAGGUCGACAACGUGAUCUUACACAGUGAGGAUAUUGAGAUCUACAUUUCAGACUUGGUCACGAAAGACCGCUGGCAAUAUCUAGCAUUCGGAGUCAUUUCAGGUGCUGGAUACGAGGCAGUCAAAGUCGAUGCACUCAUGCGUGAAGGCCUUGGAAGCUUUUGGACGCGCCGUCACCCGAUCGAUGACAACUCAGCACACCCGACCCCGAACAUCAGCUUAGGCAUCCAGCAGACUCUCGUGAAGACUGCCACCGCGGUCGCUCAACGCUUCACCACAGACCAUCAGCUAGCUGUGGCUGCAAAUUUAAUGGCCAUCGGAGACAAAUCUGACAACGAACUCGAAGCCAUCGCUCACGAGCUGCAUAAGAUAUUCGUGACUCCAGCAAGUUGGCGGCAAAACCAGAGUCUAGUCUGGUACUAUCUGACUUUGCAUGGCGUCACGGAAGCACGGCAAGCUGUGGAGAUCAUGAGGAAGAUCAUGGUCUUCACCGACAAUCACGGAAUCCUGGAAACACCGCUCACGGACGGUCGCUCGGAGAGGUACCUCCAGCGUGAGGAACGAGAGUUCAAGGAAGAGAUACAGCGGCGUAACGCUGACAGGGGUGCUAUUUCGCCAUGGCCAGAGUCAAUGGCUGAUUAUGUGAGGUACGUCUACCCGCCAAAAUCGCCUGAGACUGGACAUGGAGCUUGA